AAACGCCAUAGGCGUCAGUCGGUGCCCUCUCGAUAAGUGGGGGACUGGGGAAAGCGCUACUCCCGACGCUUGUCUCGAUUUCCACUUGGCAUCGCUACAGCGAUCGCUUUCCUGGUCCAUCACGUGCUUUUUUUCCGGUUUAGGGAUGUCGAUCUGAAUCGUAUAUUUCCCUUCCGUUUCUCAAGUCGAGGAAGGUUCGAGGGAUCAGCCGAACCUGAUUCCAGGUCGCCUCUCGGGUUUCCCCCAGCCUGAUCCCUCUUGCUCACUAUCCCAGAGCGAUAUCUUCCACUCUUGGCGGCUGUCCAAACCUCCAAAGCAUUUUCGGUCUCAGCGACUGUUGGGGGUUGUUAUGCUAGCGUUAAAGCUCACCGUCUCGCACGAUGCGAUGCGAGCGAUGGGAAUGUGCUAGUCGAGCAGUACCGAAUGGCCACAAGUGUGUCCUAAUCACGUGCAACAACCCCGGGGAUGGGUGACAAGCGAACCGACGGGAUCGUAGCGUCACCGCCUUUUUUUCCACUCGGGAUUGGGUUCAUGGUGCAUGCAUCCACACAGCCAACGGCUCGACGAUACGCCGAGCGAUGGUAUUAACUACACCCCGCAUUUGCCUGACAACGCAUUGCGAGGGAAACCAGCGGCCUGAUCGUCUCCUCCCCCCGUUUCUAACGACCGACACAGAUAGCCUCAGCCGUAAUUUCUGUCUCUGUUCUGUCUAGUCCAUGUCCGACCAGAGCAACUGAGGUCUGCUCUUACCAAUUUUACGUCUCGGCCAGUUGUACACUUUCCCGCAUCACCGGUUCCACUUUUAGACCAAGUGCUAGACUCAUCCCGCACCAGCCACGGCUCUCCGCAUGAGUUUCGGCAGUGCAUCGGCGUCAAGCCCUCCUUAUCCCUGGAACCCUCCCGAAGAGGACUUGGAGACUAUCGUCUCACUUGACGAACAAACGAGCUGCUGCUGCGGAAGUAUCCAGGAGACAAUCAGUAUGGCCUCUUGGGAGCAGAGCAAUGGUAUGAAGCCAUACGUCGGAAGUCUAAGCAUGGGAUCUACCACCGCUGGAAUCUGCACGAGAAUGAGCUCGCCUCACUCAUUCCAGUGCAGUCACUGUGACGCGGAUCCACGUCAUCAUGGAAGUGACACGGUACCGCUUCAAGACACGACGUCUCAGCUGAUUACCAUGGUGCAACAUACCAAUGCAAUGUUACAUCCUGACGCAGUGUUACCUAGCCACAAUGCCACCAUGUCAAGACAUGGGCUUGAUUCCGAGCCACGGAUGCAAGGCGGCUCUCUGGCAGCAUAUGGGAACCCGCCUGACGUGGACCUCAACAUUGAAAUGUCAGAGCCGGUCCUUGUCUUGGACCUGAAUGUCCCCUGGUACCAGGAAGAUCACAUUUCAAAUCAUCGUGAUAUGACGCCUGAUCAGCUGAGGGCUACGCUUUCUGGGGAAGCUCCAGAGGCAGGACAACGUCCAGAAGGCCAUGCAGAAUGUCGUCUGAAGCUGAAGGCAUCUGAAGUGCUGUCAGCAUCAGCAGCAGGACUACGCACGCUUGCAACAGGAAAAGAUUGCACGUACCCUGAUGCAGCAGCAGAGGCAAUUCCAACUGGAUGGGAACCGUUGAUUCCCUCCCCUUCCAGGCAAGAUCAACCUCGAGCUAUGGAAAAGGAGCAAGCGUCAAACACAGCGGCAUUGUCAAAGAGAAGCAGGCCUGCAAGCAGUGACCAGCCUGCGCUCAAGCUGAUGCCUCCGCUGCGAGGCGGGAGGUCCAUGGCCCCUCGGAGUGCCUGGGCGAAGCAGCUGCUUCAGGACCACUCUGGAGCUGACUGCGUGGUGAAGGGAGGCAGAAAGAGGAGGGUGAAGAGCCAAGGAACUGUGGCUGAGGAUGUGGGAAUGGCCCAAUCUUCCAGGCGGAUUGGGAAGAAUGCGCCGAGGAGGAGAUGGAGGUCUGAAACGGAUGUGGGGGCUUCGUCAGUAAGCGAGGGGGAGUCUAAGGGAAAUGAGAAGGCAACAACGGCAAUUCAGGCGAAAAGAGAAGACAUGCAUAAUAUGGAUACGUAUGAUGGUGUUGGGGAGCAUCGCUCGGUAGCAUCAAGAUCUCUUGAGGGAUCCCCUUGCAAGUUAGGCAACCGUUUCUAUGCCAUAACUCUAGAGGACCUGCAAAUGGCAGCCAAAGGCUUGUCAGAUGCACACACAAGUGGUGGCUGUAAACAAGGGGAAAGGGAUGUGCCUGCAGGGCGUAAGAUCCAAAAGGGUGUUAUGGUAUUUGGUGCCACUAUUGGCUAGCUAGCGGAGUUUCCUUAUGUACAAAUGCUUAAGCCAGCUUUGCAACACAUGUU
Molecule: messenger RNA, 2329 nt
Organism: Closterium sp. NIES-67
Lineage: Eukaryota; Viridiplantae; Streptophyta; Zygnematophyceae; Desmidiales; Closteriaceae
Source: the annotation of a GenBank genome assembly